UCCAGCCACCUUCUAUUGUUACAAAAUAAAGACCCCAGCCCCACCAACUUUUACCCCACGUCACUCUGGUCCUUCCCUUCCACCACGAUGAUUACUCCUCAACACCAAAUUUACAUCCAAAACACUCCAAAUGACGGUCCUAACCAUGGAAACCUCAUAGAUGGCUGUCUUAACAAUGGCAGCCUUACAGAUGGCCACCAGGUGAGACAGCUUCAUAAUGCUAAGUUCAAGAGGAACCAUGCUCAAGAAAGUCUGACUAUUCGGGUCUCAAAGCUGAUAUGCGCAGUUUUUCUUAGUAUUUUGUUCUUGGUUGGUCUAGUAAUGUUUAUUCUAUGGCUCAGUUUACGCCCACAUCGUCCCAGGUUCCAAAUACAUGAAUUUUCCAUGCCUAGUUUAGCCGAAACCAAUGGGUUUUCAACUGCUCAUGUAACCUUUAACUUGACUUCCCAAAACCCAAAUCUUGAAAUAGGGAUCUACUAUGACAUGAUGAAUUUAACAUUGUAUUAUAAGGAUCAAAACAUUGCGGAAACACCAUUACUGUUUCCAUUUUAUCAGUCACCUAAAAAUACUGCCAUCAUCUAUGGCACAUUGUCAAGGCCCGUAUUGAUAAUUAAUAAUGUCCGCUGGAUGCAGUUCUUGGCUGCCCGAAAGCUCGGGGUAGUGUCAUUUAGGCUUGACGUGACAUCCUCUAUCCGGUUUAAAGUGUCCAAAUGGGACAGCAGGCACCACAAGAUGCAUGCAAACUGUGAAAUAGGGGUCGGGCCUAAUGGGAUGCUACUUGCAAGUGAUAGAGAGAAGAAAUGUCCGGUCUAUUUCUCGUAAGAAUGCUGUUGACCUCUUUCCCCUGUAAUCAGUUCAUGUAUGUUGGUCUGGAGGAAGCCACUUUAGAAACCAGCAAUAAAUCAAAAUAAUAACAAUGUUUUCUUUGUA
Messenger RNA from Erigeron canadensis, 930 nucleotides. RefSeq names its product NDR1/HIN1-like protein 26. Bases 88 to 822 code for a protein of 244 amino acids. The record is from RefSeq and is a predicted model, not a curated record. NCBI's taxonomy places the organism in Eukaryota, Viridiplantae, Streptophyta, Magnoliopsida, Asterales, Asteraceae. Gene Ontology annotation, biological process: defense response to other organism. The transcript has a single exon.